Molecule: messenger RNA, 2421 nt
Organism: Trichoderma atroviride IMI 206040
Lineage: Eukaryota; Fungi; Ascomycota; Sordariomycetes; Hypocreales; Hypocreaceae
Product: 40S ribosomal protein eS4
Biological process (GO): translation
Cellular component (GO): cytosolic small ribosomal subunit; ribosome
Molecular function (GO): RNA binding; structural constituent of ribosome
Source: RefSeq, a predicted model, not a curated record
CGCUGGUGAACAAGAUGUCGUCGCCCAAAAAGCCGGAAAAGUUGAAUGACGAGUCCCCUGAUACUGUCAUGGCCGACGCAGGCGACAUGCUGCCGAACAAGGACCAGCCAGCCAGCUCUAGUCCAGUCGCAUUUUCUGAUGACCGUCCCGCCAAGAAGACUCGUGCUCAUCGCAUGAGGGUGUCGGAUCUGGUGGGGCUCGGCAUUACAGGGCCCUUUAAAAAGGCUCGUCGGCGGGAGAGGACCACCUUUACCACCCGAGACGACCAAGAGAUCUUGCAGGGCCUCGAGACAUAUGGGCCGACGUGGACCAAGAUUCACCGUGACAAGCGCUUUCACCUUGGCAACCGGAAGCCUACGGAUCUUCGGGACCGCGUGCGAAACAAGUAUCCCUACAUUUACCAACGCAUCGAAAAAGGCAUCUUCCAGCCCAAGGAUGUCAGCACCAACAACAUUCUCGAGCCAAUGGUCAACAUGACCAUCAGCCAUUCCUUCCAGGCUGCUCCCACCAAGCGCGGAGAGACUCCAAAGGAGCCGCAAAAGUGGUCAUUCCUGGUGACUAAUUCCUCGGAGCAGUCUCAGUCUCGGUCUCAGUAACCAGCUUCUAAUUCUGAGAAAUCCCGUAGCCGCCAGCGACGGGUUACGAUGAAUACCCAUCGACCACAGCAACAAAAAAAUAAGCAUCAUUACAGCAACUAUCGCAGCUCUUGUUCUACUACAUCUAACCUGCAUCUUUUUCUUCUUUUUCUUUCCUUUGACUGGAGCAUUUGUCCAAGGCACGGAAAAGGCCUUUUUUUAUUCAAAGAGCUCUAAUAAUUCCGUGCUUCACUUCGAGAGUGUUGCCAUCUUGAGCUCGCAUAUGGAAAGGGGACAGGCAAGGAUUAUAAUACCCGUAUUUACGUUACACAUGAUGGGAUGGGAUGGAAUGGGAGGAGUUAUAGCAAUACACAGGCCAAUGAAUUGAUUUCUUUAGUUACCAAUCUAUCCAUCUAGCAGUCUAUUGACCUGCCGAUCGGAUUCUCUGACUGCCCUCGUGACGCUCGUCUUAGUAGGUUUUGUGGAGCCUUUCUCCAUUCCAUUCAUUCGGAGUAAGUUGGAGCCUCGUUAUGGAGACGGUCGGAAAAACAGCGGCAUUGGAUGCAAGGCUAUCUCACGUGAUUUUCAACUUUGCUCUUUACCAGCCAGCCUUAGGGCAAGAAGCCCCCACAUUUUGGCGCUCACGAAGCGAGAAGAAAAAAAAAGAACGAGCCGCCAAUUUCAUUUUAGAUCUUGAUCCACGCUCAACCUUUUCGUCGUUCUCAUCAUCCGACAAAUCAGCCAGUCGUCACCAUGGCCCGAGGAAUCAAGAAGCACCAGAAGCGCCUUAGCGCCCCCUCCCACUGGCUCUUGGACAAGCUGUCCGGCCUGUACGCCCCCAAGCCCUCUGCCGGUCCUCACAAGCUCCGCGACUGCAUGCCCCUGAUUGUCUUCAUCCGAAACCGCCUCAAGUAUGCUCUCAACUACCGCGAGACCAAGGCCAUCAUGAUGCAGCGCCUCGUCAAGGUUGACGGCAAGGUCCGCACCGACAUCACCUACCCCGCCGGCUACAUGGACGUCAUCACCAUUGAGAAGACUGGCGAGAACUUCCGUCUCAUCUACGACACCAAGGGCCGCUUCACCGUCCACCGCAUCCAGGCCGAGGAGGCCGAGUACAAGCUGGGCAAGGUCAAGCGCGUUCAGCUGGGCCGUGGUGGAAUCCCAUUCUUGGUCACGCACGAUGCGAGAACCAUCCGUUACCCUGACCCCCUGAUCAAGGUCAACGACACCGUCAAGAUCGACCUUGCCACCGGCAAGAUCACCGACUUCAUCAAGUUCGACACUGGCGCCGUCGCCAUGGUCACUGGUGGUCGUAACAUGGGCCGUGUUGGUGUCAUCACCCACCGUGAGCGCCACGACGGAGGCUUCAACAUUGUCCACAUCAAGGACGCCAUUGACAACACCUUUGCCACCCGUGAGAGCAACGUCUUCGUCAUUGGCCAGGAGAAGCCCUGGAUCUCCCUGCCCAAGGGCAAGGGUGUCAAGCUCACCAUUGCUGAGGAGCGUGACCGCCGCCGCGCUCUGGCUCACUAAGGAAAGAAAGAAGAUGUAUAGUAAUCUUUUCUUUUUUUCUUUCUGUUAGUGGAUAAAAUGAUAUCCAAAAAAGAUCAAUGGUUAAAACAAAAACAAUGGCAUAUAUGUGGACUGGAGUCUCGGAUUUGAUGUUUGCUUUUUAGUAAAAAAAAAGGGAAAGGAAUUUUAUUUCCUCAAGUGAUUCCCCCCUUUUUUCCAUAUUUCUUUCCUCCCCCUCUGGAGAUAGCCAGCCUGCGGGGUUUAACGAACGGAAGAGAAGACAUUCAAAAGAUUUUGAGCCCAAGCUGCUCUGUUCACGUGUGCAAGAUUCUUG